Molecule: messenger RNA, 3966 nt
Organism: Telopea speciosissima
Lineage: Eukaryota; Viridiplantae; Streptophyta; Magnoliopsida; Proteales; Proteaceae
Product: DNA annealing helicase and endonuclease ZRANB3
Exons: 24
Coding region: 66-3923 (1285 amino acids)
Biological process (GO): replication fork processing; DNA repair
Cellular component (GO): nuclear replication fork
Molecular function (GO): zinc ion binding; endonuclease activity; nucleic acid binding
Source: RefSeq, a predicted model, not a curated record
AAACGGUACUCUCUCUCUCUCUCUCUACCCUAGGGUUCUCCCGCCCGCGGUCCUCCCCUGAAUCCAUGGACAUGACGGAGGAAAUGACGGAGGAGCAGAGGAAAAGAGCUGAAGCAAACCGACUUGCGGCUCUGGCAAAGCGUCGUCAGGCAGCAGGGAACAAGAGAGAAGAUCCAGAAGCUUGGAGGCUUUUCAAGUGCCGCAAGAUUCUGCCGGAACCCAGUCUUCUCCAAAAACCUGUAAUUGUGUCCUGUGAAGUGCCCAAGCCCCAAUUAUUUUUGCCGUCGAAAAUAUUCCGUGUCAGGUUGGAGAUAUGUUCUCCUGACUCAUUUUCUGCCACGCCGGAACCCUUGCCUGAUUCUCCUUACCCCGGAGAUGCUGAAUGCUUGCAGAGGCUCAAUGACUGCCUUUCAUUUGUCGUGCCUUUGCGGUAUACUCAAAAUCAAAGUGGUGGGAACGGUUCUGUUUAUAAUCUUUGGGACUACGACAUGAUUUUAAAGUGUUUAAAGUCUUCCAAAGGGAUUGAAUGCCAGGAGAUUCCUCAUGUGACGCUUAGAGCUGUUCAGUCACUUUCAGAUUCAUUUGUCACUGGGCGUUGGUUCCCUUGCAGACCAGAACAUUUGCCUGAUGAUGUGGUUGAUGCUUUGAUAGGAUCAUUGCCUAAAACAUUAUUGGAUUCACUUUUUCCAUUUCAACUUGAUGGUGUGAGGUUUGCCUUGCGUAGAGGUGGACGUUGUCUCAUUGCGGAUGAGAUGGGCCUAGGGAAAACUCUUCAGGCAAUUGCAAUUGCGAGCUGUUUUAUCAAUGAAGGUCCUAUCCUUGUUGUUUGCCCAGCUAUUCUGAGAUAUUCUUGGGCAGAAGAAUUAGAGCGUUGGCUUCCUUCUUGUGUACCCACAGAUAUCCAUCUUGUUUUUGGUCACGAAAAUAAUCCUGCCCGUUUAACGAGAUGUCCAAGAGUUGUGGUUACCUCGUACACAAUGCUUCACCAUCUUCGCAAUAGUAUGCUAGAGCUUGAGUGGGCUCUUUGGAUUGUUGAUGAAUCUCACCAUAUACGAUGUUCAAAAAAGGCUUCAGAACAUCCGGAGAUUCAAGCUGUACUUGAUGUUGCAAAGCUAGUCAAACGCAUAAUACUGCUUUCUGGAACUCCUUCUUUGUCAAGGCCAUAUGACAUUUUUCAUCAAAUAGAUAUGUUAUGGCCUGGUUUGCUCGGGAAGAACAAAUUUGAGUUUGCAAAAAAUUACUGUCCGAUAAAAUCCGAUCUACCUUCACAAGCCAUGGUUUUCAAGCGGGAUUUUUCAAAGGGCAUUCGUUUGGAGGAGUUAAAUGUGCUACUGAAGAUAUCUGUCAUGAUAAGGCGUUUGAAGAAGCAAGUGCUGGUACAAUUACCACCCAAACGUCGACAAAUCAUAAGAUUGGUGUUGAAAAGGUCUGAUAUUAUCUCUGCAAAAGCUGCUAUUGAGAGAAGUGGCACUACUCCAACUGAAACCCAAGAGGAAAGUGAACUCCAUAUGAAUGGUGGGACUCCUGAAAAUGAUCCUGAUGGUGACAGUACUCUAGAAAUUGAUUCGGAAUCAAAUGAUGACGGUGAUUGCUAUGGAAAUUUGGGGAAUCUUUCUUAUCAAGAAGUCGGUAUUGCGAAGCUUUCUGGGUUUUGCAAUUGGUUUUCCAUUCAUCCAAUUGUCACUAAUAUAUGGGCUGCAAGGAAUUCAGACAUGGAUCGUCACUCCCAUAAAAUGAUAAUAUUUGCUCAUCACCAUGCUGUUCUUGAUAAAAUUCAGGCCUUCACAUGUCAGAAGGGAGUCGGUUUUGUCCGUGUUGAUGGACUUACAAGUGCUUUGGAUAGGCAGUUGGCUAUACAAUCUUUCCGUUCAUCACCAGAGGUAAAUGUUGCGAUAAUUGGAAUAACUGUUGGGGCUCUUGGACUGGACCUAUCAGUAGCUGAAAACGUUGUUUUCUUGGAGCUGCCUAAAACUUCUAAUGAAUUGGUUCAGGCAGAGGAUAGAGCUCAUAGGCGAGGGCAAACCAAAGCAGUCAAUGUGUACAUCUUUUGUGCAAAGGAUACCUUGGAUGAGUUACAUUGGCAGAAGCUAAACAAGGAACUCCACUGUGUCUCAUGUGUGACAAAUGGGAAAAAGGAUGCUGUAGAAGAGAUAGGGGUUGAAAAAGUUUCUGAUCAAUAUCAAGAAGGUAGUUUUGCUCAAUACAAAAGUUCAGAAGACGAUGAGAAUGAAGAUAUGAAAGCUGCAAGCCCUGGUUCGAAUAAUAGUAGCAAAACAGAUAUUAGUUUUGAUAAGAAAAAGUUCUUGGAUAAUGUUGUAUCUGGUGAACUUCCUCAGAUGGAGACAGUGGAUCCCCAUAAUACUGCAUUAAAUCAGGGAGUGCAGGAUUUCAAAAUGCAUAUAGGACAGAUGAUGGUCAAGGAUGAAUCUCACAAGCAGAUAGACGGUGAUGGGUAUAGUUCAAUGCAAGAAAAUUUAAUUCAUUUUGAGUCUGGUAGGGGUUCUGAUCUUGAGAUGGCUGAUGAUUCCAGUCUCAAUGGAAGUUUGGAAGGUGAUGCUUGCGAACCAAGAGAACCGCGAAGUCCUGGCAUAGUCUCUACGUGCAAAUUGUAUAAGAGUACUGACAAAAAUGAGCCAAUGGCUAACAUGGAACUUGAAGGGGUUUUGUUUCCCAAUGCAGAGCUACCUAGUGAUCAAAAGUACACUGUAAAUACAGACAGAGAUUAUGGAAGUACCAUGCUCAUUGAGGCUGGUGCAGCUGGUUCCAUUCAGUCAGAUUGUUUGAGAUUUGAGGUUAGCCAGUAUACUGGAAGGAUCCACUUGUACUCUUGUGUUUCAGGAAGGGAUCCAAGACCAAAACCACUAUUUCAGAAUUUUCGGCCCGAGGAACUUGAGUCACUGAAUUUUUCAGUUGUUGGUAUAAACAAGGGAAGAGCUCCCAAAUUUAUCCAGGAAAAUCCGACCUAUCGUGAUAUUCUUCUAGCAUUUAUCACAGAGUGGAAUGGUCUGACACCCUUUCAGCAAAAGAAAUUACUUGGAAAGCCAUUACAACUGCCCCUAAGCCUUGAGCUGUGCUAUCUGAAAGAAGGCAUUAACCAUGGCAGUGGGGGACUGCUAAAAGGUGGAAGCAAAAGACGUGCAACACCUUUAUAUGAUAUAAGCCAUCCACUGCCAGAAAAUGCUAUCCGGAAGAUGGUUUCUCUUCGUAGUGGGAAUGGGAAGAAGGAAAAAACUUAUGCUCAAGGAUGGUCAAUGACGGAUGAACCGCUCUGUAAACUCUGUCAAGCACCAUGCAAGGGCAAUCUUGCUAAGACUCCUGAAUAUUUAGAGGAUCUGUUCUGUACUCUGGACUGCUUUGAAGAAUUUCGUAUAAGAACCAGUCAAAGAUCGCUACGUGAGGCACUUUUCCAAAUAGAGCUUGGCAUCUGCAGAAAGUGCAAACUAGACUGCCAUAAACUCAUCAAAUGCAUAAAACCCUUGUCUAUUGCAAAGCGAAAACAGUAUAUCGAGAAGGUAGCUCCAAAAGUAGCAAGCCAUAAGAACUUAUUUGAGAAGCUUGUUCAUGAACCAAUUGAGGGUAAUGCAUGGCAUGCGGACCACAUAGUACCCGUCUAUCGAGGAGGAGGGGAAUGCAGACUGGAGAAUAUGAGAACACUGUGUGUUGCCUGUCAUUCUGAGGUUACUGCAUCUCAACACAUGGAACAACGCUUAGCAAGGGCUAAGGCUAAAGAGCAACUCAAAGAAAUCAUGAAAAGUUUAAAAAAUGGCAGCAAUAUUGAACAGAUAAGCUCCAACUUAGAGGGCUGUGGGCAUUCGGACAUGCAGGAGGUUACAGACGCUGAACUGUUUAUCAAGGUUCCUGGGAGUGCAUACUCAGAGAGCACGGCACAAGAAAAAAAUUCUUCUGAAGUGGAGAUGCCAUAGGAAAGAAGAGCUGGAAAAUUGAUGAAAUUGUGUCAUCCAUUAU